AUGGGUCGAGGUGCUGAAACAGAUAUCGAUCUAAAGGCAAAAAUUAUUACUCAAGUGACCAUAGAUAAUGGUAAGUAUUUGAAUGCGGCAAAAAAGUUCGGUGUAACACCAAGUCGAGUUCGGUCCGUUUGGCGGGCGUAUCAAAAGACCGGCUCAAUAUUCCCAGCCGAACGGUCAGGAAGACCUUUAGAAAGGACAGCUCGAUCCGAUAGAGCUCUUAUCAAGCUUGCUAAGAAGAACAGAACGCUUUCAGCUAAUCAGCUAAGCAAGCUAUUCAUUCAAGAAAACAAAGGCAUAAAAGGGUAUGGCAGGAAGAAUGUUGAAGAAAUUUUACACGGAGCAGGCUUUAAAUUCACUGUAUGCUCAAAAAGCUUCGUUCAAGCUCUGCAAUCCAAGUGA
Meira miltonrushii is the source of this 399-nucleotide messenger RNA. RefSeq lists its product as uncharacterized. The record is from RefSeq and is a predicted model, not a curated record. The coding region runs from base 1 to 399 and encodes 132 amino acids. The transcript has a single exon. Lineage: Eukaryota; Fungi; Basidiomycota; Exobasidiomycetes; Exobasidiales; Brachybasidiaceae.